AUGGGCUCGUUACUAUCACACCUAAGCAAAGGGAGUGGUGAUGCAAUGGUGCCAGAUAUAAAUCUUGACCUUGAAAAUGCCAAACCUACUCAAGCUGAGGUAGGCUUGCAUAGCCAUGUAUCAGGACUACUCCAGCCAACAGAUUCUCUUCUGGACUCCUUACGACGAUACGAUGGAUGCGGAGAGCUCAUACGAAAAGCAAUAUCAAAUCCUACACCUGAAAACGAAGAAGAAGCUUGGCAGGCUGUUCAACCUGCUGUUGCAAAAUUAAAACGUUAUUUUGAAUAUUCAGCAUCAUUGGAGGAUGCAUUACCUGAACUGUUGAAAGCACUUUGUGAAGGCAAUGUGCGGAGUAAUAUUGAAAAAUAUCAAGCUCUCACAAAAUUAUUGGCAGAUAUACUGGAUUUUGCGUUCGAGUUUGAUUAUUUGAAGAUGAAAACGCCAUCUAUCCAAAAUGAUUUUUCAUACUAUCGACGAACAUUAAGCCGGGGGAAACUUGCAAACGAAACGGACCUGAAAACUGCCAUGAUUGAGGAUGAAUUGGCCAAUCGAAUUUCAUUAUUCUACGCAUAUCCAACGCCAAUGUUAAAAACUGUAACGGACGUUACAGCACUUUUUGUUGCUAAGAAUAAUUUGGGCAGAAACGUUUCAGAAUGUUUAUCUGGAUUGGCGGCAGGAUGUUAUCAUGCAGUGACAAAGAAAAGAGUUCAGUCAGCAGAAGCGAUCGCUUUUUGUCUACGGGUGAUGGUCGUUGCUAUUAUUCUUUAUGAUCAUAUUGACCCACAGGGAGCGUUCAAUCGACAAUCUCCAAUUAAUGCAAUACAAGCUCAUGGAACCACAGAAUAUCAGAAUCUUAUGUCCGCUCUACGAUUUAACACCAAACACCUGAAUGAUGAAUCUACACCGAAAAACAUAAAACAACUUUUGAGCAGCCAUUAG
Molecule: messenger RNA, 939 nt
Organism: Ambispora leptoticha
Lineage: Eukaryota; Fungi; Glomeromycota; Glomeromycetes; Archaeosporales; Ambisporaceae
Source: the annotation of a GenBank genome assembly